UUUAAUAAACAAGUGAAAUAUCAUCAUUACUACUAAGGAAACGAGAUGAUUUUAUCUUUCCUGUAUAAUUCAAGGAAAUAGCGCACAUGCAAUCAGAUGAGUUAUCAGAUUUCUGGUGCAGGAAUGAAGAUGGGGGUAUUAGUCGUCCUGGUAAGAGAAGAGUAAUCUCCAAGGUAUCCAGAUCUGAUAUCAGAGUUUCAGCUGCACUUGCUAACACUGACCGUGUGCAGGAUUGUAGGAACAAGGCCCUGUCCGAGAUAUGUUUGUUUGUGCUUGUACGUCACGUGAACUCUAUAUCUUGGGAUAAUGUGUGUCAGCAUAUUGCAGCUGAUAUUCUGAGAGCUGCUCAUACAGCUGGUACUAUAGCUGAUACCACUGUUCUCCGACUCAUUAAAUCUCCUCUUCAUACCAACUUUAUUACAGCGUUAGAUUUGUCCUCCCACAAGAGUGUACCCUGGCUGAAGAGCCUAUCAGAGCUGGCUAACUCGCUCACAAUACUCGACCUGUCCAGAUGCUCCUUUAGGAAAUCUAGCAACGACGCGGGGAUCACUUCAACAUUGGUUCAACUCACAAGGUUGGAGUGGUUAAGUUUAUCAAGCUGCGAGCUGGAUGACGGCGUGGUAAAGAAGCUUGUCUACCCCACCAAAUACUCUAAGAAAGGCCUCACCAAACUCCGAUAUCUCGACGUGUCAGAGAAUCCUUCCUUGUCUGAGUACGGUAUCUCACUAGCCCGGUCCUUCCCACUACUACAGACACUAGUCACCACACCACGUGACGUCACCACACCACGUGACGUCAUCACACCACGUGACGUCAUCACCCCACGUGACGUCACCACACCACGUGACGUCAUCACACCACGUGACGUCACCACACCACGUGACGUCACCACAUCACGUGACGUCACCACACCACUUGACCAGAAAUAUUUUCCCUACCCUGACCACGAGCUGGUUAGCUGGGGUCACGACAUUGUCAUCCGCUGGAUCACUGGAGAACUUCCUCAUAGACCUGCUGGUGUGUCUACCGCUGCGUUCUACAACCUGAACACUAAAGAAAAAGCAACGGAUCAAAAUAUUAAGAAAUACAAGAAGUUUGAACCAUUUAGAUCCGACAACAGAUUAGAAGUUUCCGGAUCUUCUGUUGAAAAGCAACCUAUGGGAUCUCCUUCUCUGUUCCAACAUUACAGACAAUACAGUGGGAAAGAAAACAAUGCCAUCUUUAAUAACACAACGUCUACUAAUCAGAAAUCAGUUAAUAAAAAGAGACGAUUUAAAUUAAUAAGUACUCCCAAUCACCCCGUGAACAGUAAAAAACGUAAAACUGCAAGUUUUAACAGAGUUAAAACUGAUGUUAUAUCAUCAUCAAAGACAGAUUGUGUAUUAGAUUGUUAUAAAGAUACAAAUCAGCCAUCAGAUAGUGCUAGUUCCAGGGGAGCUUCGUUAUUUUCUAGACUGGAUAGUGGUAUUGACAGUUUCUACAGUUGAACCGCAUGGACAGUACUGUUUAUUCUCAUUUUUAAUUUUACAAUACAAUUUAAUUUAACAAUUUGUUGUAAAAUCGGUUUUACUGACUGUUGCUAACUACUGCAACUUAGAAUUUGUGUUCGAUAUCUUUAUAAUAAUUGUUGAUGUUUCUUAUUUUAUCAUAUUAUGUCAUUAUGUCAGAAUCAGUUAAAAUUUCUCUGAUCCCACAAUUUAUCAUUAAUUUGGGUGCGUUUUUAUCUAACUGUAUGAAAGUCAUUAAAUAUAUAUUCUCUCUUCAUAUAUUAUGUAAAGUAGAAAAAAACAUUUAUCAGCUGAUACUAACCAUUGCUUUUAGUUAUGGGAACACUAGGAAAUAUAACACACGUAAUAUUUGAUUUGGAUGGACUUAUUCUAAACACAGAGGUUCUCUACGACGUUGCAAUCCAGAAGAUCUUAGAUAGAUUUGACAAAACAUAUACGUACGAUCUGAAAAUGAAAGUCAUGGGAAUGAAAUAUCACAAAGCAAUGGAACUUAUUCAAAAAGAACUUGACAUUCCGAUCUCACCCGAUGACUUGGUCACUGAAAGUAUGAACAAUCUUAAGGAACUAUUCAUGAAAUGUGGAACCAUGCCCGGCGCUGAGAAAUUAAUCCGACAUCUAGAAAAACAUAAUAUUCCAAUGUGUAUAGCAACUGGAAGCUCAUCAGCUGAUUACCAGCUCAAAACUCACUCUCACAAAGAUCUGAUCAGCUUGAUGGAGUUCGCUGUACGUUCUGAUGAUCCCGAGGUUAAGUUUGGAAAACCUAAUCCUGAUAUCUUUCUUCUUGCCAUGAGCAGGUUCAAGUCACCGCCUGUUUCUUCUAAGAACUGCUUGGUGCUGGAGGAUGCCCCGAAUGGUAUUAAAGCAGCUUUAGCAGCCGAGAUGAUGUGCGUGAUGGUGCCGGAUCCUAGACUGCAAGCUAUCCCACCAGCUCACUUAGUAUUGAAGUCGUUAGAAGAGUUUAGUCCUACAAGUUUUGGGUUACCUCCGUUCUAAGUCAUGAUAUUGGCAACAAAGUAGAUAUAUAGCGCAUGCUUGGGUAGCUUUUUCUUUCACGAGGUAAUUUAUUGACUUUUAUGGAAUGCUGUCUAAACAUAUUCAUUUCAGGAUUCAUUUACUUGACCCCACCAA
Messenger RNA from Bolinopsis microptera, 2636 nucleotides. RefSeq lists its product as uncharacterized. The coding region runs from base 87 to 1487 and encodes 466 amino acids. Lineage: Eukaryota; Metazoa; Ctenophora; Tentaculata; Lobata; Bolinopsidae. The record is from RefSeq and is a predicted model, not a curated record. The transcript is spliced from 6 exons.